UGAAGGAGGUUAUUCCAUUGGAAAGCUAUCAUGUUCUACUGUAAAUAGGGGACUUCGGGAAACCCGGUGGGUGGGUGGUCAGACAAAACGUACCGUAAUUUCGAACUCAAUCAUGGGCGGAAAUAGCUCCUCAAGCAGCAUCUGCAGCCGCUCCCGUUGGAGAUACCUAUUGUUCACCACAUUUUGAACGAGUGGAUCCAUUCUAGAAGCUGAAAAUGUAUUAUUCGAUUGACUCCGCUAUUCUUCGAUGUCGGCAUAUGGUCUGUCAAGCUAAAGGCGUAGGGCAAAGCCGGGCAACUACUGCAGACCGAAGGGGCUGUGUAGGGGUUAUGUACAGUAGCGUGGAGGCGCAGACCUACCUCUGGGUGAGGAGAAGAGGUAGGCUGUAGGAGGGCUGUUUUCGGUGUAAUCGAGAGUCGCACAGCGCCGUAGAAGCAUGUGAGUGCUAGAAAGUUGCCUUACACGCCUGUCUUUGGUGGCUGAGGGGAAGGCAUGCUGGGGAUUUUCCACGGCUUUAGAAGCAUCACCAGACAAGUUACUGAUUUCGCUUCACUGGUGAGUUCUCUUUACAGCGCGUCUUUGGAAAGGUGGUACAGAUUCCAUCGCCUCGUUGCACUGCCCAUGGCAUACUAGUGAUCUUAUGACAUGACACGGGACAAGUAUACCUUUCUUUAGCAGGCACACUGCACCAGGGUCUGUGGAAGGGCUGGCGAAGAAUUUCGCCUCUACAACCAGCGCAAGACCGAAUUUACACUGUAUUAAUUACCACAACUUUGAAACUUCAGCUAAAUGGCGGCAGCCUAGCGGCCAUGGGACCGGGCCGCCUUGUCGAUCAGCGGUGGCGAGUUUGAGGCGCAUGCAUGAAGAGGGAGCGACCGUGAGCCCUCAGUCGACGUUCGAAGGGAAUAAUUUUGUAACUGUGAUGCAGUAAAGGCGUUGAAAUGAAGACUAUGAUGUUUUGGUCUAUGUGAGAAACACUAGUCGGAUUUACAACGUUGUCUGACUUAUACAGAAACGCACGAGACUUCGUCGACCCUGGGAGCCUUCUCUUGCAGCCCGUCAGCCACCGGCAUUAGCUGAAAGUCAAUCUGCAGCCUCUCCCCGAAAAUUGCGCCGACUGUAACAACUAGUCUCCAGGUCCUCUUUUGGGGUCCGUCGGUGGCAGCUUUGGGGAAAUUCGUGGCGCACGCAUCUGAGUUGGAGGCCCGUUGCGUUGAAGAAAGAAACAAAAUCUCAGGCACCGCCUUGUGUUGUACGAUGCAAGACAACCAUGUGACGCAGAGCCCAACUAAGACAAUUGGUUGACAAUGUCGAGACAAUCUGUAUUCGAUUUCAGUUUCGUUCCCGACUGGUGGUAUACACCGGAUAGAAGACGUCGUGAAGAUUACGAGUUGGGGGAACAAGAGCAGCAACAGGAAGAGCAGCAACAACCGCCUAGCAAUGACACGCCCAUCAUACUCGAGCCACCACCCGCCCUGGCUCUGACACCCCCUACUGAAGACGACACAGUCAGCGCAGGGUUUUCGCCGCCAUCGAGAGCCGGCUCACAUUUAACCCAGACGAGUGUGUCGGGAUCGAAUCUUGGGAGAGAUAGUUCGAGUGUACAGUGUCCUCCUACGCCUGAUGAUGGAGCCAAUGCCGACGCCAUGGCCGGCCGUGCAGGUGUUAUUCGACCCAUUAAGGCCGAGGUCCACCACGACAGCAAAUCAGUGUUUGUUAAGCCCGGUAAAGGAAGAGAAUUACACAGAAAACUACGUGGGAUUCACAUUGCGAUGAUUGCUGUAAAUGCCACUCUCGGGUCCGGGCUUUACUGGCGAGGCGGACAGGUCUUGGAGCUUGGAGGCCCCUUGUCUACACUACUGGCGUUUCUACUACCUGGAAUUCUGGCAAUGGCGGUGAUGCAGUGUAUUACAGAGAUGUUGUGCAUCUGGCCUAUCCCUGGUGCCUUAUCUGCCUAUGUCAGCGAGUUCGUUGAUGUGGAACUGGGCAUUGUUGUCGGUCUACUGUACUGGUUUACGUAUGCGGCGUCGUUUGCGGCCCUCAUCGCGACUUGUGCCGCCGAGAUGCACUAUUGGGGUGUGGGAGGCCCAGCAUUCGACGGCACGGUGCUGUAUUUUCUGAUCCCUCUCUUCUUGAUACUACUCAACUGCUUCAGUGUCAUUAUCUAUGGCUGGCUCGAGGUUAUCACUAGCUUCAUUAAGCUAUCGUUUCUUCUCGCCGUGAUUGUCAUCAUGGUUCUUGUUAAUCUGCGAGGGGAUCAUGCCAAGGGUAUCCAAUACUGGUCGAACGCGGUCGAAUACGAUACUGAUGCUGCCAAUAGCUGGGGCAAUGCAUUUAUCAUGUGUAUAUCGAUUGCCAGUUUUGCCUAUGUCGGUGUCGAAGUCGUCGCAGCAUCCGCCCUCGAAGCCCGAUGGCCCACGGUAAAGCGAGACGGCCCCGAGCGAGCAGACUCAAACCUAUCCAACUCGUCUACGCAGGAACCUGUUGUCGGUCAGACGCUCAAGUUCUCGUCCAUCUUCAUUCCGUUCAUCAUUACGGCGGCCUACGUCAUUGCUGGACUGCUUGCAUCCUUCAACAUCUCACGAAGCGACUACCGCCUACCACGUCUUAGUUGGCGAACGAAGCAACCCGAAAGCUCACUGAGCAAUUCCACAACCAAGGGCUCUACAAUCUCUGCGUUUGUGAUUAUUUCAAAAGAAGCACAUAUGGGAAUGAUGGACCAACUCAUCAACGUCUUUCUUGUCUUCACCGUCAUGAGCUGCGCCAGCACCAACCUCUACGUUGCUUCUCGCACGCUGUUUGGUCUGACGGCGCGGCUAGAUGAAGCGACGAAUCAAUCCCUGAUGUUUCGCUUUUUGGCUUGGUUUGGCAAGACUAAUAGGUUUAGAGUGCCUAUGCGCGCCGUCAUCUUCUCGGCUGUGUCGUUUUGCUGGGUGCCAUUCCUGCAGCUAGACGGUGAAUCGCGCGACAUUUCUACGUUUAUUGAGAUUCUGAGUACCAUGGCCACGAAUUCCGUCAUCAUUGUAUGGGCCUUUGAAUGCCUGGCCUUUAUCCGAUACUACCACUGCUUGGAAAGGCAUAAAGAGGCUCUACAAGAAGAGAAUGUUGCACAGGUAGAUCGAUGGGGGCCAGACUAUCCCUAUCGCAGCCCAUUCCAACCAAUCAUGGCGUACUUGGCAUUGGCUGGGUGCGUGUUUGUUCUUGUCGUCGCCAACAGCUCUCUUAUGUGGAAAGGAUUCCAUCUAACGCCGUUCCUCUCUACCUUUUUAUUGCAAAUCGUUUUCGUAUUUGUUUACUUGGCUCUCAAGUUUCGAAGUCGUUCUUGGGCUAUGGUUGAUCUGAGCAAUCCCGAUGUGGUGGCGCGCAAGAUCACCAAAUUAAACGAUAUCCGCCUGCAGACACUUGAUGAUAACGAAAAUAUCAGAAAUCAGCAAAAGUAGUCUGCCGGAUAAAUUUACAUUUAGCACUGCCAGUACCUUUUGGUGAAGAGACGCUCUGAUAUGUAGCUCAAAGGUCACGCUGGAUACUCCGAUUAAUGUGCAACGUUUGUACCAAUAUUCAUGUCGCAUAUCGCAAUUACCUGGCAUUUAUGAUACAUCCAUGCUUCAUUCUAUCUAAUAAAAGUAUUAUAUAUGCAAUAAUAUUAUGCAG
This is a messenger RNA of [Torrubiella] hemipterigena, 3651 nucleotides long. The record is from the annotation of a GenBank genome assembly. Lineage: Eukaryota; Fungi; Ascomycota; Sordariomycetes; Hypocreales; Clavicipitaceae.